AUGGCAGCAUCGCGCUCUGCUCUCUGCUUGCUCAGCACACGCUUACUUCAUCCAGCUCGCCCUCUAGCCCGCCCUGCCCUCCUCAGCGCUUGCCCACUUCUCCCAACCGACCCUCCUCUCGCUCAUUCAACCAUGCUCGUCUUUGUCACCGGCGCAUCUGGCUUCGUGGGCACCGCCGUCACCGAAGAGCUUCUCGCAAACGGCCACCAAGUCUUGGGACUCGCGCGAUCUCCUCAGUCGGCGCAGAAGUUGCGCGAUUUGGGCGCACAAGUCGUCGAGGGCUCGAUGACUGAUCACGAGCUGGUCAAGGAGACUGUCAAGAAGGUCGACGGCGUCAUCCACCUCGCCUUCAACCACGACUUCUCUCGCUACGUCGACUCCUGCGUCGAGGACGGCGAGCUCAUCCGCGCCAUUGGAUCUGCCAUGAUCGGCACGGACAAGCCGUUGGUCGUCGCAUCAAGCACGACCGCCCCUUCCGCGAUUCGCAAGCCUGGCGACGCGCCGUUCAAGGAGAACGACCCUUACCCUCUCAGCGCCGAUUCGCGGCCACGCAUGCACUCCGAGCUCUCCACCUUCCAGCUCGCCAAACAGGGCGUGCAAGCAAUGGUCGUGCGGCUCGCCCCGACUGUUCACGGCGAAGGCGACCAUGCCUUUGUCCCGAUGUUCAUCUCCAAGGCUCGCGAGGCCAGCUUCUCUGCCUUUGUCGCCGACGGCACAAACGUCUGGUCGGCUGUGCACCGCGACGACGCGGCCGCCGUCUUCCGUCUCGCGUUGGAGAAGGGAACGGCCGGGUCCGCCUACCACGCCGUCGGCGAGCAGGGCGUCCCGUUCAAGGACAUCGCUGGUGCCAUCGGCAAGAAGCUCAACGUGCCCGUCAAGAGCAUCCCCGUUGAAGAAGCAGGCCGGCACUUUGGCUUCCUCGGUCACUUUGCCUCGCUCGACAACCCAACAAGCUGCGAGAAGACGAAGGCGGAGCUUGGAUGGGUGCCUCGGCAGGUGAAGCUCUUGGAGGACCUCGAGAGCGGGUCGUACUUCUGA
Rhodotorula toruloides NP11 is the source of this 1038-nucleotide messenger RNA. RefSeq names its product NAD-dependent epimerase/dehydratase. Bases 1 to 1038 code for a protein of 345 amino acids. The transcript is spliced from 2 exons. The record is from RefSeq and is a predicted model, not a curated record. Lineage: Eukaryota; Fungi; Basidiomycota; Microbotryomycetes; Sporidiobolales; Sporidiobolaceae.